Messenger RNA from Anopheles stephensi (Asian malaria mosquito), 3613 nucleotides. It is a transcript of the gene par-6, whose product is annotated as partitioning defective 6 homolog beta. NCBI's taxonomy places the organism in Eukaryota, Metazoa, Arthropoda, Insecta, Diptera, Culicidae. The record is from RefSeq and is a predicted model, not a curated record. Gene Ontology annotation, biological process: centrosome cycle. The transcript is spliced from 5 exons. Gene Ontology annotation, molecular function: protein binding. Bases 745 to 1689 code for a protein of 314 amino acids.
GAAAGAAAAGAAAAAAGAACGGCGACGAACCGUGUAAUGAAGCAGCAGCAGCAGCAGCAGUAGCGCGUUUGUGUUUUCUAUCAGCGAGAAACUUGUUUUUCGUUUAUUAUUUUUUAACUGCUCCGCUUAUGAACGUGCUUAAUAACCCUUUUCGUUCGAGCGUCCGCCUCCGGUGUCUGGUGCAGUGAUACUGUGAUAAUUUAUGUCUAGAUUUGUGUGCGCUCGAGGCGCCCGAAAUGCGAAAGUGCUCCCCCGGCGAUUGUGAGUGACUUCACUACGUUUCCCACUAUCGUGUGUGGUACCGUGCUCGGCGGCGAGAAGGCAGAAAGCAAGAAAAAUCCAACCACCAUCAGAGGAGUAGCCUACUUUGCAUAAGUUUCUCCACCGUGCGUCUCGUGAUAUCGGUACGUUCGGAUCGAUCCGGGUGGCGUUUUUUGUUGCGUGAUCUUGUUAGUACUGUCGCGACACCAACCCCAGGGCCGCAACCGAGCGAAGAUAGUGGAAAACCCCGGAUGGCCAUGUACAUCUCGCAGUAGAAAUCGCAAAAAUACACGAUCGUCGUGAACCAACGGGAAAAAGGCACAGCGCGGGGCCCACACAGUAUUGUUUUCCGUUCCCGUUUACAUAGAGCUCCUUCUCGUUGUCCAGUUGUGCCUGUGUUUGUGUGUGCGUGUGUGUGUGUGUGAUAGGAUAAAGUUUUUAAAUUAUUAAUUUGCGAUUUAAAUGAUUGUAAAUAAGUGAAGAAUGUCGAAAAGCAAGACAGCCCAUCCGAAAAUCGAUAGUGAUCGUGUAGAAAUUAAAUCAAAGUUCGACGCGGAAUUUCGGCGAUGGUCCGUGAAACGGUCCGAGCAACAUUCCUUUGAAGAGUUCCAGUCGCUAAUCGAACGGCUACACAAGCUCGACCGCUCCCAGCUCCUCGUUUCCUACAUCGAUCCGCGGGACAACGAUUUGCUACCGAUCAACAAUGACGACAACUUUGGCAGGGCCCUCACGACGGCCCGACCCCUGCUGCGCGUAAUCAUACAGAAGAAAGGUGACAGUAUCGAGGAACGAACGGGGUACGGUACGAUUCGACCCAGAAAUCUCAUCAGUAGCAUUCUCGGACAAACUCCGGUGAAGCCGAAAGGAUUGGCGAUAUCUAAUCCCCACGAUUUUCGGCAGGUAUCCGCUAUCAUCGACGUCGAUAUUGUCCCCGAAACAUGCCGACGGGUACGUUUGCUGAAACAUGGCAGCGAAAAACCUUUGGGAUUCUACAUUCGCGAUGGUACGUCGGUGCGGGUUACUGCCAAUGGGCUGGAGAAGCUGCCCGGCAUAUUUAUUUCGCGUCUCGUACCGGGCGGACUGGCCGAAAGUACGGGCCUGCUGGCGGUAAACGAUGAGGUACUGGAGGUGAACGGUAUCGAGGUGCUCGGCAAAACGCUCGAUCAAGUGACGGACAUGAUGGUGGCGAACAGCUCCAAUCUUAUUAUCACGGUAAAACCUGCCAACCAGCGAACGCUAGCUCCACCGAGGCGUGGAUCGUUCUCGCGCAAUAGUCAGUUAUCCGGUGGGUCGCACCAGUCGCAGCACACGACGGGCUCGGACGAAAACGACCAGGAUGACCAGGAUGAGGUGGUCGAUCUGAUCGAAGCGGUCACGCUUGAGGAGAGCAAUCUCAUCUCGCAAAAGGACGGCGUGUUGCAUCUGUAGGCACAACCGGUUUAUCUACGAUACCACACACUUUCCAACCUGCCUGUCUCCGGUGCCUGUCUCGUCCGCAUCCUGCCCAAAUCUGGAGCUUUUUUUACGUGGUCGGGGGGGGGGGGGGAAAACAAAGAGUAGAACGUGUACCGUAAUGAUUGCAUUUGUGGGGGAAGGGCUUAUGCUCGCUCUCUCUCAGUGUCACCUGCCACAUGGAGUUUUAGUGGAAACAGGAAAACUACAGAAAAAGUGCCUGGCAGUUAUCAUCCGCUGUUGAAGUCGAUAGCCUUUUUGGUUGGAGUUAUAUUGAAGGUGGUACAAUCGUACAAGAUCGUAAGAAAAGCGUUUGUUACAUACUUAAAAUCGAUCGAUUACUUAAUGCAACGGAAAGACACUAGAGCGGUGAAAGGCAAAACAAAACACAUUCCAAUUCAGGAUCUACACACACACACACACACACUGCAGUUUUGAUAUCGUCUAUGGAAUGGGUAAAAAAAUUCCAGCAAACGUGUGUCGUUGAUACAUUGUGAUAAAGCCUUAAAAACAUCAAACAACAGCAGCAGCUAAGAGAUACAAAUUUUAACCGUAUAUUUGAAGUUGUAGUGUGCAUACCGUGCCUUUCUAAGCUGUCUGACGGACAAUCGUUCCGUACACAGGACAGAGAGAUAGUGGUGCAACACAUAUAUAUAUAUAUCUCUCCCCCAUAUAAGAGAGCUUACGACUCAAUCAAAACAGCACGUUUGCUGUAAGUCAACAGAUGUACUUCAUUAUACAUUUAACACUAAGCAAACGACACUUUUUACCGGGCGGCGAUCGGUACAAUCGUCAUAAAAUGGGAGUAAUGGCUCGAAAAAGACAAAACGACGAUCCGCGCAAAGGUAGGAAAAAAGGGUUUCAGAGUGGAACCGGUGAAGGAAAUUCGCCCGUCAAUUAUACAAGUGCACAAUAAUAAGCCCUGUGUGCUUCAGACUAAAUUGUCCAACAUCGCAACAUCCCGGGUAAAAUCAGUUCACAAGCUGGGUCGGCAACUUCAUACACAAAACGAAACUAACAACAGCUAGCUGCUAUCCAAUACCAAAUAUGUGAAGGAAUGCGCAAAGGGGUUGCACAUGUACUUAAGGCUGCGAGGAGAGCGAGGAGAGGUGGUAGAGUUGCGGGGUAGGAAAAAGGGCAAAGUCACGUACACCGUCCGCGCCGGUCCAAUGGUGGAUCCAUCCACUCACACACGUACGAAACGCAAAACUGCGAGUAAUAAUCAGAUGGUUGGCGGAGAAAGCAAACGAAAUGAUGGGGCACGGCGUGGUGCAAAGUUUAUAUAGCCGUUACUAUACUUUUAUCAAACUCCCCCUCGACUGUAGAAGCCGAUUCCUGCAAGCCGUUCUCGUUCCGUUUCCUUCCCCAUCGGCUAGCUUGUUCGGCGGGUGUUUUGCUCCACGAACAUUAUUACACAGUAUUUUUUUUUUCGUUAUUAUUCGCUUAGCUAUAUAGAACAAUACAGCGAGACAGGCGAGCAAGAGAGCCACCGGGGUAGUACCGGAGCCCCGGAACGCAUAUUGCAACGCAAAACGAACACCACUGUUCGGUAUUACAAGAGCAAGAAUCACCCAAUUUUUGUGACCUAUACUCACUAGCGUAGUUUAGCAUAACAUACACCGGGCGGCAGCUUCACGCGAUGGACGUUAUUGUGCGUGGCCAUCGAAAACAAAACAAGAAACAAAUACCCGAUUGCCUUACAAACGAACUGCGCGUUCAAACAGUCGUUUGAGGAAGCGAAUAAAGCUAGAGAGGACCACACAUACAUACCGCUAAACAUUCCCGUACUUUCAACACACAUACACAGACAUUCCGUGCACCAGGGUCGUAGAUAAAACGUUAGGGUCUUAAAAACUGUUUACAAAGAAAAAAAAUAUAUUAUAAACUUUUUACGAAUGAA